CAUAAAAUGUCGAAAUACGAUCGGAUCCAGGAUCAAAGAGAAGGUCUUCCCACUUUUGAAUAUAAACAAGAUCUUGUGGAUGCUAUACGAGAGUAUAGCAUUCUCGUCAUAAUUGGUGAAACAGGUUCUGGUAAAACAACACAGAUUCCUCAAUAUAUUUUGGAAGAGAUGCCAGAGUUUGAAAGGAUUGGCGUCACCCAACCUAGACGUAUCGCUGCAAUUACAGUUGCGAAAAGGGUUAGCGAGGAACAAGAUGUCCGGUUAGGAUCCACAGUAGGAUAUACCAUUAGAUUUGACGAUCGCACCAGUAACGCAACACGACUCAAGUACAUGACCGACGGCAUUUUAUUACGAGAGGCGACGUUGGAUCCUUCUUUAAAGCAAUAUUCAGUAGUCGUGAUCGAUGAGGCCCAUGAACGUACGUUGGAAACUGACGUAUUGUUUGGCUUGUUAAAAGAAACACAUCGACUUCGACCCGAUUUAAAAAUCCUCAUCAUGUCGGCCACAUUAGACGUUGCCAAGUUCUCGGACUUCUUUGACGAAUGCCCUAUUUUUGAAAUUCCAGGAAGAACUUACCCAGUACAGGUAAUUUAUCCUGUCGAUGCACCACGUCUCAGCACUCUUAAAUCGGCCUUUGUGGAUCGAGCCGUAGAAACAGCUUGGUCGAUUCAUACCAACGAACCAGAAGGCGACAUUUUAGUUUUUUUAACAGGUCAAAAUGAUAUUGAACGUGCCUGCAAAGCUUUUGAAGAAAAAUCGAGGAAAGCUAAUUAUAAAAGGGAGGUCAAAUUUCACCAAGAUGUUCAUAAUGCAGUUGUAUAUCCUUUGCAUGCUAGUUUGGAGACAUUCGAUCAAAGAGCUGUUUUUGAAUUACCUAGACGGGGGGACCGAAAAAUUGUUUUCGCUACCAAUGUUGCUCAAACUUCAGUAACUAUUCCAGGUAUUAGAUAUGUAGUCGAUUCAGGAUUUGUUAAGGAGAAAUCUUUUGAUGCGAAUACAGGCAUGGACGCUUUACUUGUAACAGAGAUUAGUCAAGCAGCUGCUAUACAACGCGCCGGUCGUGCUGGUCGUACAGCUCCCGGUAAAGCAUUCCGAUUAUACAAUGAAGAAAGCUUCAAUCAUAUGUCACCAAACACCAUCCCAGAAAUCCAAAGAAGUAGUCUGCUCAGUACUGUUUUAUCCCUUAAAAAAUUAAAUAUCGUCGAUGUCUUGAAUUUUGCUUUUAUCGAUCCACCCGAGGAAUCUAUGGUUCGCAAUGCAUUGAAACAACUAUACUUGUUAGAGGCAAUCGAUGAGGAAGGUAAGCUAACAAAAUUAGGUGAUCAAAUGAGUUACUUUCCUUUAUCACCCUCGUUGGCUCGUGUCUUGAUUGCCUCUGCAGAAGAAUACCAUUGCAGUUAUGAAGUAGUGACGAUCGUCAGUAUUUUAGCUGGUGAUUUGGAUUUGUUCAAAACACCUCGUGCAAAAGAUGGAGAAGAAGAAGCCAACAAGGCUGAAUCAUGCAAGUUAAAGCUAGCUCACCAUACAGGUGAUCACAUGACAUUUUUGAACGUUUGGAAAGAAUGGAAGAGACACGAUAAAAGCAAGCAAUGGUGUAAAGAAAAUUAUAUUAAUGCAAAAGUGUUGGAUAUUGCUUCAAACGUAAGAAACCAGCUGAUGGAUGUGAUGGAGAAGUUAAGGUUAAAGAUUGUACGUGGACCUAUACUCAAACGUAAGAUGAAAUCAUCGACAGGAAAAGUACGCCAUCGCAGGGUUGGGGAAAAUGAUCAUGGGGAAAGCACAGAUCCUGUGCCGGUGUUGGAAUCUUUUUUGACGGGUUACUUUACAAAUAUUGCAAAUAAGGGGGCACACAGAUCAGUGUUUUCCCAUUAUGCACCGGAAGAGCAUUUAUCAAGUGAUUCCUCCACUAAUAUCUCUUCGACAGCUUUGGUUGCCUUGCAUUUACAUCCAUUGUGCUCGCUGUCGAAUAAUCUGGAUAGAAAUAACUUGCAGUAUUCCGAAUUAGACUGGGUACUUUACUCCAAUAUCACAUACACAAACAAAGCGGUAAUGAAAGGCGUUAGUAAAAUUCUCUGGGAUUGGGUGAAAAACGGAAAAGGUCAAGAGCGGAUCAAGAAAUUACCUUCCACUAGAUUAAAUGGCGAAGCGCAACCAAAGAUUGAAGAACUUGAUCUUGAAGCGGAAAAAAAGUUGGUGGAGCAGGAAGAACAGAAAAAGGAAUUAGAAAAAAUUGAAAACGAGGCCACCAAAAAACGUAGAGCGGAAGAGAUUGACAUGAUCAAACAAAGAGCAUUGGCUCGACGAAGAACAGGCGCUUAAACUAAUCUCUUGUAUAUAUAUGUUGCCAUAAUAAACUACACUAAUUAUGUUGCGAU
Molecule: messenger RNA, 2375 nt
Organism: Mucor mucedo
Lineage: Eukaryota; Fungi; Mucoromycota; Mucoromycetes; Mucorales; Mucoraceae
Product: P-loop containing nucleoside triphosphate hydrolase protein
Exons: 5
Coding region: 7-2319 (770 amino acids)
Cellular component (GO): intracellular anatomical structure
Molecular function (GO): ATP binding; RNA binding
Source: RefSeq, a predicted model, not a curated record